AUGUCGCGCCCUCUCAAACCCAACCUUUCCCCCAACGCCAGCCCCGAACCUUCUUCAACAAUGAUCACGACUUGUGCGAACAAAUUUGUUGAUCAGGUGGAGUUUGAGUCUCACGUCCGCGACGCAAUCCAACGCGCAUCGAAUCCUCAAGUGUUGGUAUACACAAAAGUGAGCUCGUUGUGGGCGGAACAGACAGUGGACUCGAUUAACCAAACAAGGGACGGAUACUCAACGCGGAAAAAUUACAAUUCUUUCACCCAAGUUUUACGAAUCACAAUUAUGCCGACUGUUUUACAUGAUUGUGUUCAAACUUGGUGGCGUCUUUCCGAGAUUGCCAUGCGGGAUACUGGGGAUUUAACUGGUUAUGAACAAGCCCAAAUUGAAACACUAGUGGGCACAACCCUUGAGUUCCAAUCAGGCCCCUAUCGUUGUUCCCGGAAAGAACCUGAUUUCUUCAUUCGAGCAAAGAACGAUGCUCUCCCAUCCCUUGUGAUGGAGUCUGGGUGGAGCGAAUCAUGGAAUCAUCUUAUGGAUGAUAUGAGCCUCCUGCUCGUCGGUGGUGAUGGGGCCAUUAAUGCCGUUGUGAUCCUCAGCUGGCAACUUAACCGCCGCACGAGACUCGUGAGCGGCUUUGUCGAACUUUAUGUUCGUGAUAGAAGCGGCAUGCCAAUGCUUCGCCAACGAGAAGAUGUUUUCCCGGCCCCCCCCUCAAACCCGAACUCCCCAACGACUUGA
This is a messenger RNA of Penicillium diatomitis, 735 nucleotides long. RefSeq lists its product as uncharacterized. The transcript has 4 exons. The record is from RefSeq and is a predicted model, not a curated record. Lineage: Eukaryota; Fungi; Ascomycota; Eurotiomycetes; Eurotiales; Aspergillaceae. The coding region runs from base 1 to 735 and encodes 244 amino acids.